Molecule: messenger RNA, 767 nt
Organism: Apis mellifera (honey bee)
Lineage: Eukaryota; Metazoa; Arthropoda; Insecta; Hymenoptera; Apidae
Gene: chic
Product: profilin
Cellular component (GO): cell cortex
Molecular function (GO): actin monomer binding
Source: RefSeq, marked validated
GUAGUCGUGAGAAGAGUCAGUCGGUGACGGGUAGUGUCUUUAGUGGCGUGGUGAACGAUUGAAUUGAGCCGCUUGUGUUAAAAAAUGAGCUGGCAGGAUUACGUUGACAAGCAGCUGCUCGCGUCUCGGUGUGUUACCAAAGCUGCGAUUGCAGGACACGAUGGCAAUCUUUGGGCAAAGUCUGAAGGCUUCGAAGUAAGUAAAGAGGAGUUGACGAAAUUGGUCCAGGGAUUUGAAGAACAAGAUAUUUUGACGUCGUCGGGUGUCACCUUGGCCGGCAACAGGUACAUUUACCUGUCAGGUACGGAUCGAGUGAUAAGGGCAAAACUUGGAAAAGUCGGCGUCCACUGCAUGAAGACGACGCAAGCAGUAGUUGUCUCUCUUUACGAAGAUCCUAUACAACCACAGCAAGCCGCAUCGGUCGUUGAAAAACUUGGGGACUACCUUGUGUCCUGCGGCUAUUAGGUUAGUAUAUACUAACCUCUGGGACCCAACAUAAAUAUCUAAUAUUAAUAUUAAACGAUCGAUUAUUUUAAUGAACAGCGAAUGGAAUGCGUCAUGCCGCACGAGUCGCGCCGGAACUGCCGCAAGCUUGCCGCGCGACAUUCGAUGAAAAGCAACAACUACAUCAGCAACAACACCAGCAACACAGCUAUCAUAUUCCAGUCGUCAUUCUCUCCUCUUCGAUUCGGCUGGUCGACGUUCGAGGAACAGACGCAAGCGCUCAUACGUGUGCGCAAUACUUUUUGAAAAAAAAAAAAAAAAAA